AUGGAAACGGCGAUAUUAUCAUGCAGGUGUAUCGACACCCCGCCCCCAUCCAGCGUGGAGGCUCUCCAGUUCAGUCCCGACGGCCGCUGGUUAGCCGCGGGCAGAUCAAGUGGAAUAGUGGAAGUUUUUAGUUCUGCGAGUCGUCAUUUGAAAGUGAGACUCUCCGCCGCCUCCUGCAGCUCCGUCCGCAACAUCUUGUGGCUGCCUUUGACUGCGGAGGCGGCGGCCUUUUGGGCUGCGUCGGAGGCCGGCGGCGCUGCAGCAGACUCCGCGGCCCGCAGCAGAUUCGCAGAAGUUUCUCUUUUCGAGUGGCGCCUCGUCACUGCGGGCCUCCACGGGGUCAUUACUGCGUGGAACUUGCGCACAACUCGCGUGCAGGCAGAAAGCCCUUCAAAUGGAGGCGCUGUCUUCUCUCUUUGCCUCUGCCCCCCAGAAGUGGGGCUGCCAGCUUUUGCUGCUGCAUGCGACGACGGCCGAGUGCGGCUGCUGCUGCUGCAGGGCGCAGCAGAAAAGGCCUGCAGCACAAAUGGCGGCGAUCUUUACUCGCAGAAUCUGCAGGGCGAAGAAACUUCAACUCAAAUCCAAAUAACACACACUCUCCCUAAGACCAAAUGUCCGCACAGCACCAGCAGCAGCAGCAGCACCAGCAGCAGCAGCAGCAGCAGAACCAGCACCAGCAGCAGCAUGACCAGCAGCAGCAUGACCAGCAGCAGCAUAACAAGCAGCAGCAUAACCAGGGGCAGCAGCAGCAGCAGCAGAAAGGACGGGAGGGCGCAUGCAGCUCAGCCUCGCUCGCGGGACUCUGUUGUGCUGCGCUGCUGCGCUGCAGGCCGGCUGCUGUCAGUCUGCUGGUACUCCAGCGAUCUCGUCUUCGCCGGAAAUUCGAAUUCUUCGAUUUUGCGUUUUUCGCGUUCGGGCCAGCAGAGCCCGUUCGUGGCGGACGGCCAAAUGGCCCUGGACUGCCGGCCCCAGGGCGGCGACAAGCCGGAAAGCAGCAGCACGCUGGUGUGGCGGCUGCAGGCGCUGCGGCGCAGGGCUUUGCUGCUCAGCGCAGACAGCCGCGGCCGCAUUACUGUCUGGGCUUUGCCCGCGGGGGUGGCGCUGCAGACUUUGCAUGUGCACGUGGCGGAUGUGCUGGACAUACAGCUGGUGGAGUGUACGGACAGCUGGCUCGCGGGCUCCCGCGGCCAAGACGCCCCGCCGCUCCCCACAAAUGAAGAAGUUGUUUUGUCGGUGGGGGUCGACGGCAAGCUCUCCGCCAUCAGCAGAACAGAGCAAGACCGCUGGGCCGUGCGCGCCUGCCGGUACCCACAUUUGUGCGACAGCCAGGCCCUGGCCUUUCUCCCCAAAGUCCCGGGGGGCCCCCCGGGGGGCCCCCAGGGGGGCCCCCCCGGCUCUUUAGUUGUCACAGGCGCAGCAGAUGGCAGCAUCAAAUGCAUGCGAAACAUCACGGAGCUCGCAGGCCUCAAGGCCCCCUGCUUGCCCUUCUGCGUGUCGCCUUCACUUCGGGGCCUCCAGCGGCCAAAAGUGAUUUGGAAGAAAAGGCUUUUGGUUUGUCCAUCUGCCACGGAAGUGGGCAUUUGGCACAUCCAAGACAGCGCAGUCUGCAGCGGGAACUUGCAAGAACAGGACCCUCGCCAGCCCCCUUUAGUGAAACUUGCAAAAGUUACUCUUCAUAAUGAAACAAAAGUGAACUGCUGCGACUUAGCCAAAGACGGCCAGCUCUUGGCUGUCGGCAGCAACGAGGGGCUCCACUUGUUUGGUUUCCACCUCAAGGAGUUAGAAAUAAGGGACUUGGAAUGCUUGGGCAACUGCCACAUUGUUGAGAUGGUGACAGCUCUUCAGUUUGUGGCUCGCGGAGUUCUCGCGUGUUGUUUUUUUUCUAAGAAAAACCGAAAGACUUCGAACUACCGGCGCCUGCGUUGCGCCGCGGGGGCCCCUGCGGGGGCCCCCAGGGGGGCCCCUGAGGAGGACUCUGCGUCUGUGCCAAGUAGGGAAGAGAAGAAGCAGAAGGGCAGGGGGAAAGCUGAAGACUCUGGCGCAAAGAAGUGGAUUCAUAAAGAAAUUGCUUCUCUUAGAGAGGCAGAGGCCCUUCGGGACUGCGAGGGGGAGAUGGAAGGCACUUUCUGUCUUUCUUUUCUCAAAGUCGCAACUGGACAGGAACUUGCAUCUGUGCGGGACUUGCCAUUCCCAAUUGUGCACAUGAUGCUGAGCCCCGACGGCCGGCGUCUGGGGUGUCUGAACAGCAACAGUUCGAUUUUGCUGUUUGAUGUGGGCACAUUGGACUUGAUUUAUUUCCUGCCGAACAUAUUUAGAUGGGGAGAACACGUCGCCAGCUUCUGCUUCUCCCCGGACUCCUCGCAGCUGUUUGUCUUGGGCACUCGCAACGGCUAUUUCACAAUAGAAAUAGACCAAGAAGGUGCUUCGCAGCAAGAAAGUGGUGAAGGAAACAACAAAGCUUCAAAAGAAUCCGAAAAUUCCGAUAAAAGUAACGCGAAAAUGCACAGACGGCGGCGCGACGUUCGAUCAAUCCCCGCGCGUCAGUUUUCGCGGGAAGAUGGCUGCAUUGUGGACUGCAAGUGGGUGGAAGGCGAGGGGAAUUCAUCUUCCGUGUUGUGUUUGACUCCUUCAACUUUGUACAAGUUGUGUUUGUGGGACGCCGCGGACUUUGCGGAGGCAAAGUCUGCACAGCAAUUGCAAAAAAAGAAAAGAAAAGAAAUUCGACUUCUGAAUCUCAGCAGCGACUCCGAGGGGGAUAAAGAUCCGCAGGAAAAGCCAGUGCGCCCUCCCCACCGCCAACUGAAGAAGAGCAGGCCAGUCGGGGCCAUCUCGAUCUCGUCGGCUCCAGCCUACGCAGCUUCCUUCUGCGUGCCCCGCGUGCUGCCGGAGUCCAUGUUUUCAUCUGGAAGAGGAAACACGGAAGCAGCAGCAGCAGCAGCAGCAGGAGCUUCUGCCCUGUGGGGCCCAGAAGGCCCCCCCUGUGUUUCCCCGGGGGGCACUGACAGCACGCGGUCUUCUGCGACGACUCCCGCGGACUCUCCUGUGAGCCACGAGAGGGGCCUCAACGGAGAUACCACAGCAGCAGCAGCAGCAGCAGCAGCGGGCAGCAGCAGCAAGACCCGCGGCGCGAGCUGCUGCGUGCAGGCGGCGCGGGCGCUGCGCCGCAGCGAGGGCAGAAGCUUCGUGGGCUUUGCGUUUGAGAAGUGCGACGCGGGGACGCAACUCGGGAGUGAAAACGCCGGACCAAGUGGACCAGUGGACCACGCACUGGUCUUGCUGGAGCUGGUGCACCCGGGGGGCCAGGGGGAGCCCUCGCUGCCGCCUUUCAACCGAAAGCGAUACGGCACUUAG
Eimeria tenella is the source of this 3351-nucleotide messenger RNA. RefSeq lists its product as uncharacterized. The transcript has 12 exons. Bases 1 to 3351 code for a protein of 1116 amino acids. NCBI's taxonomy places the organism in Eukaryota, Apicomplexa, Conoidasida, Eucoccidiorida, Eimeriidae. Gene Ontology annotation, molecular function: RNA binding; protein binding. Gene Ontology annotation, cellular component: t-UTP complex; small-subunit processome; 90S preribosome. Gene Ontology annotation, biological process: maturation of SSU-rRNA from tricistronic rRNA transcript (SSU-rRNA, 5.8S rRNA, LSU-rRNA). The record is from RefSeq and is a predicted model, not a curated record.